Marmota flaviventris (yellow-bellied marmot) is the source of this 558-nucleotide messenger RNA. RefSeq names its product guanylate cyclase activator 2B (gene Guca2b). Gene Ontology annotation, molecular function: guanylate cyclase activator activity. Gene Ontology annotation, cellular component: extracellular region. The record is from RefSeq and is a predicted model, not a curated record. NCBI's taxonomy places the organism in Eukaryota, Metazoa, Chordata, Mammalia, Rodentia, Sciuridae.
AUGGAUUUGAAAAAUGAAUUUGAGUCCUAUCAGGCAGAUGAGGAAGUCAUACCUUGUUCCCAGGGAAAGACUGACAUGCAGCGGACACUGACUGGAGGACCCAGAGGGUGCCAAGGAGUGGGGGAAAGUGCAGUGGUCUGCGACCUUCACAGAGAACCCUGCCCAGGCAGGCAGCUGACCCAGCCCCACCAUGUUCCUGUGUGCUCUGGGCGUCCCCUGGUCAUCAUCCCCAAUCCCCUGCCUGGGAAUCAGCUCUGGGCUUCUGUGGGUCUCCUGCUUCUGCUGCAGAGCACACAGUCAGUCUACAUCAAGUACCAAGGCUUCGAGGUCCAGCUGGAGUCGGUGAAGAAGUUGAGCGCCCUGGAGGGGCAGCAGGAGCCCAGCCCUCACCUGCAAACCAAGAGCCUCCUGCCCUCUGUGUGCCACCACCCAGCUCUGCCCCAGGACCUCCGGCCCGUCUGCACCUCCCAGGAAGCCGCCAGUAUCUUCCAGACCUUGAGGACCAUCGCCAAUGAUGACUGUGAGCUGUGUGUAAAUGUCGCCUGCACCGGUUGCUGA